UCCAGUUCGUUCAUUCGCUCGUUUGCCAGCCAUGGCUCUCCAUCUUCACCACCUACCCCUCCUCCUCCUCCUCCUCCUGCUAUCCACCGCCUCCGCCUCCGCCUCCGCCACCCACUCGCCGGAGACCGCGCGCUCCCACCACCACCACCACCGCUCGCCCUUCGGCACGGCCACCGCCCACUUCCACCCCGUCCCUGCCGCCGCGGCCUCCAUGCACCAAAACCACCUCCACGCCGACAGCCAGUCUCUGCUCGCCACCGGCGACGUCGACCCCGUGCUCGCCGACGCGCAGCCAACGGACGCGGCGGCCACACCGCCUCCCGCGCUCGUCCUCCCGGUGCCGGAUCUCGCCGAGGCGACGCCGCAGCCGCAGGAGGAGGGGUCCGCGUCCACGACCACCACCACCACGGUUCUCCCGCUCCCUGCCACGGUGGCGACGCCCGCGAGCCCGCCUCCGCAUCCCGCCGUGUCCGACGCCGAGCAGGGGAUGCAGCAGCUCGCGAGGGUGCUCACCUCUCUGGGCUACAACGAGAUGGCGUCGGAGGCGCCGCUCCUCGCCCGCGCGCCGCCGCUCGCGAGGUGGCCCGGGGCCAUCACCGUCUUCGCGGCCCCCGACGCCUUCCUCCAGGCCUCCUGCCCCAUGUGCUCGCGCCGCCACCUCCUCGAGCAGCACAUCGCCAUGGGCUACUACCCCUACUCCGACCUCGCCGCCGCCGCCACCAUGAAGAUCCCCUCCGCCUCCGUCGGCUUCUGCAUCAAGGUGGCCACCGAGCGGGGCCCCUUCGGCAUCCACUACGCCAGGAUCUACGCCGACGGCGUCGAGGUGUCCCACCCCGAGCUCUACAACGACGGCCGCUACGUCGUCCACGGCCUCCACGGCUUCCUGCGCCCGCUCACGCACUCCUGCUUCGACGGCCCGCACCACCACCACCACCUCACCGGCCGCUCCGCCGCAUCCUCCGCGGCCACCGCUGCCUCCGUGGUGCGCAUCAUGAUCCGCGACGCCAUGGCGCGACUCCGCGACGGGGGCUACGGCUUCAUGGCGCUGGCCAUGCGCGUCAAGUUCGCCGAGCUCGAGAAGUACGCCAACCUGACGCUCUUCGCGCUCGACGACCCGGCCAUCUUCGUCGGCGGAGGCCACGACUACGUCUCGGCGGUGAGGUUCCACAUCGUCCCCAACCACCGCCUCACGCGCGCCGACCUCCACCGCCUCCGCCCCGGCACGGUCCUCCCCACGCUGGCCGGCGAGGGCCAGAGCCUCGUCGUCACCCACUACGCCACCGACUCGGCCUCCAAGUCCAACGACGUCCGCAUCAACUACAUACCCAUCAAGGAGCCCGACGUGGUGGUCAACUCGCGCAUCGCCGUCCACGGCGUCUACGUGCCGUUCCCCCGCCUCCACCUCGCCGACCUCGCCGUCGCGUCCGCCACCGACCAGACGAACGGCACCUGCGGCGUCGGGGGGGCCUUCGGCGACUGCGCCUCCUCAGCGAUCACCUCUCCCGGCGAGUGAAGCGUGAGUCGUCCCGAUCGUUUUGCUCUGUUAUGUUUCUAGCCAUUGAGGAUUUAGUGCUAGUAGUGCGUAGUGGUUCGGAUGACAGAUUGAUCACUCGUUUAGUUCAUAGAGUUUCAGAUUAGAGAUUGGGCAGUGGUGGUGAUGAGUACUGUGUUCUUCUGAUCACAUUUUGGCACCGAAUGGAUGUUGCUCUGUUCCCACUGUUUAGAUGGGAAUUUGAUUCA
This is a messenger RNA of Triticum aestivum (bread wheat), 1740 nucleotides long. RefSeq lists its product as uncharacterized. NCBI's taxonomy places the organism in Eukaryota, Viridiplantae, Streptophyta, Magnoliopsida, Poales, Poaceae. The coding region runs from base 32 to 1513 and encodes 493 amino acids. The record is from RefSeq and is a predicted model, not a curated record. The transcript has a single exon.